AUGGGCGCUCCACCCAUCCCGGGAGAUGGAACCGUACCAGUCGCCUUCACCUCGGUCCCCGAUAUUGGGACGUACGUCGCAAAGAUCAUUGCCGACCCGAGGACGAUUAACAAAAAGGUGUUGGCGUACACCGAGGUCUUGACCAUGAACCAGGUAUCAGACAUCAUGGACGAACUCAGCGGAGAGAAGUCUCUGAGGAAUUAUAGAACUGCGGAGACGCUGGAAAAGGCCAUUGCGGAUGCUUGGGAGGCGUUGAAAAAGGAUCCCAAGGAUGUAGCUGCCUUCUACUCGAGGGCUAUCAGCGAGUACCACUACUCGUGGGGUGUGCGUGGCGACAACACGCCCGAGUCCGCUGUGUAUCUAGGGUAUCUAGACUUCAAGGAGUUAUACCCCGGCGUAGCUGGACGCACCAUUCGGGACUUUCUCCGGGAGGUCUUGGCAGGGAAGGGAAGCGGCAUUCGAUACUAA
Parascedosporium putredinis is the source of this 468-nucleotide messenger RNA. The record is from the annotation of a GenBank genome assembly. Lineage: Eukaryota; Fungi; Ascomycota; Sordariomycetes; Microascales; Microascaceae.